UUCUCAUCCGGGUCAGAUUGAGCUGCUUGCUGUCCGUGACUAGUGUAGGUGCCGCGCUGUUCGCGUUUUCUCCUCCUGGUGAGACCGAUCCGCAGUGUUCACAGGCGAGGAGCUAUCUCUGUCCUAAGCUAAGAAAGACGAGGCGGAGACGUGCGAACGGGCAGCGGCUGGGCCGCGCCGGUGCGGGCUGGCGACUGUGUCCCUCCGCUUGCUGCUGUCUUUGGGAACUGGGUGCCAGCGCUGAGGGGCCUCCAGCGGACAGCGACCCCCUUCCCCGGCCCCCCAGCCCACCCUGCCGGGGAGGGCGGAAGAUGCCAGUGAAGAAGAAGAGAAAAUCCUCUGCGGUGGCAACGGCAGUAGCGGAAGACGGAGGCCUCAAAAAGUGUAAAAUCUCCAGCUAUUGCAGAUCCCAACCCCCUGCUAGACUAAUAAGUGGAGAGGAACAUUUUUCAAGCAAGAAGUGCCUGGCUUGGUUUUAUGAGUAUGCAGGUCCUGAUGAAGUUGUAGGGCCAGAAGGAAUGGAAAAAUUUUGUGAAGACAUUGGUGUUGAACCUGAAAAUAUUAUUAUGUUAGUUUUAGCGUGGAAAUUGGAGGCUGAAAGCAUGGGAUUUUUUACCAAGGAAGAAUGGUUAAAGGGAAUGACUUCAUUACAGUGUGAUUGCACAGAAAAGUUACAGAACAAAUUUGAUUUUUUGCGCUCACAGCUGAAUGACAUUUCAUCAUUUAAGAAUAUAUACAGAUAUGCCUUUGAUUUUGCAAGGGAUAAAGAUCAGAGAAGCCUUGAUAUUGAUACUGCUAAAUCUAUGUUAGCUCUUCUGCUUGGUAGGACAUGGCCACUGUUUUCAGUAUUUUACCAGUACCUGGAGCAAUCAAAGUAUCGUGUUAUGAACAAAGAUCAGUGGUACAAUGUAUUAGAAUUCAGCAGAACAGUUCAUGCCGAUCUUAGUAACUACGAUGAAGACGGUGCUUGGCCCGUUCUUCUUGAUGAAUUUGUUGAGUGGCAAAAAGUUCGUCAAACAUCAUAGCAAGAACUAUUGUGAAGAAAAUGCAAACUUUUUGUUUCCCACAUGUAUACAAACUAAUGAAACGAGGGGGAAAAAUCCAAAGGGUGCAUUUUCAUUCAUAUGAAAGACUUCUCAUAGUACUUUUUUUUUUUUUUCCUUUUUUUUAAAGGAAGUUUCCUUGUUACAUGUGAGCGGCAUUGAGCCACACCUCUUCUGAGACUGAAUAUUGACAUUUUUGUUUCAAGUUAUGUUUUUAACAUUUAUUUCAGAACAAUAAAGAUUCAGAUUUGUGACAAAGGC
Marmota monax (woodchuck) is the source of this 1304-nucleotide messenger RNA. It is a transcript of the gene Dcun1d5, whose product is annotated as defective in cullin neddylation 1 domain containing 5. Gene Ontology annotation, cellular component: ubiquitin ligase complex. The record is from RefSeq and is a predicted model, not a curated record. The transcript has 8 exons. NCBI's taxonomy places the organism in Eukaryota, Metazoa, Chordata, Mammalia, Rodentia, Sciuridae. Gene Ontology annotation, molecular function: ubiquitin-like protein binding; ubiquitin conjugating enzyme binding; cullin family protein binding. Bases 312 to 1025 code for a protein of 237 amino acids. Gene Ontology annotation, biological process: protein neddylation; positive regulation of ubiquitin-protein transferase activity.